AUGUCUCUUGAACACUCCAAACGCAAACGUGCUAAUAUAAAACGCAAUAUAUCACGCAUUAAAUCUAUAGUUGAGGGAUCAAAAGACUUUGAUGAAAAGCCUUCACAUGCGGAGUUGCAAUGCCGACUGGGAAUACUAGAGUCAUACUUUAAACAAGCACUCUCAGUUCAAGCUGACAUUGAAGAUUUGGAUCCAUCAGACACAGGUCGCGCAGAUUUAAAGGAUAGCUAUGUCACAGCCAAACUUUGCAUUCAAGCACAACUUGGGGACGAAGGAAACGUUACAAUUAACUAUCCCGAGACAACAGCUCCAACACCUGUUUCCACGCCAUCAUUCUUGCCAAGGUUGUCGCUGCCUAUUUUCAGCGGGAAUUAUGCAGAAUACAAAAACUUUAUUGCAUCUUUUACUCAACUUGUCGCUCGGGAACCUAGACUUUCCAAUAUAGAACGAUUUAAUUAUUUGUUGUCGUGUCUUAAAGGUUCAGCCCUGGAAACCGUAAGAGCCUUCCAGGUAACCAGCGAAAACUACCCGAAAGCUUUAGAUAGACUCAGGGAACGCUUCGAUAAUCCCACUCUGAUUUUUUUGGAAGGAAUUACCUCCUUAUUUACGCUGCAAACAGCCGAUAAAUCAAACUAUCAACAAUUGCGUAGUUUGAUUGACAAGGCAUCAGCUAUAUUCAGUUCGUUAGAAUCGUUGGGCACGAGCUCCAACAUCGCACAAGCAAUGCUGAUUUACAUUGUCAUUGGAAAAUGUGAUCAGCAAACUCGCAACAAAUGGAAUGAAUCGCUAGACUACAAAUCGCUUCCAACUUGGAUACAAUGCACCCAAGUUUUAGAACGCCAUUGUCAGUUUUUGCAUUCAUCCGACUCCUCGUCACAUCAUAAGUUCGAGUCCACCAAACCAAUUCGGAUUACUACCCGUGGACAAAACUCAUCAUUCGCCAUCACUAAGCCUUCUUGUGUUCUUUGCUCUAGCGAUAAACACAAAAUCAUUGGAUGUUCUCAAUUUAAGGACAUGAACACGAAUCAACGCUACGAUGCUGCCAAGAAAUACGACCUCUGUAUCAAUUGUCUGAGCAAUAGUCACAGAGUAGCUCAGUGUGCGUCGAGGCAUCGCUGCCGCUCCUGUAACAGAACGCAUCAUACGCUCUUGCAUCAUGACAACGCGACUCUGCCUACACUUGCAAGUACAACAUCUCUUCCUGUUUCGCAAUCGUUUCAACCAUCAUCAUCAUGUUCAACCAAACCUCAUACAUACAACCAACUAGCUGCCACGCAUUCGCAUAUGGAGACAUCGGAUCACGGGCAGGUCAUUUUAGCAACAGCUUUAGUUUUAGUUAAAGAUUCAACGGGUGCGUACAAGCUUGGAAGAGCUCUUCUCGACUCAUGUUCUCAAGUGAAUUUCAUGACCGAUGAGUUCGCACAAAGGCUUCACCUUCGUCGAGAAAAGUAUCACAUUGGCAUUCGCAGCAUAGGUGACUCAGUUACCAACCUUAAAGCUCGAACCACCACAACAAUUAAGUCACUUACAUCAGCAUUUCAACUUUCGCUCCAGUUUGGUAUCACACCCCAUAUUGCAUACCAACCUGAUGCUGAAAUUGACACAAUAAACUGGAAUUUGCCAGCCAACACAACUUUGGCUGACGAAACGUUCUUCAAACCUCGACGCAUCGAUCUGUUGCUUGGAACAGAGGCAUUUUUUGAAGCUCUCGCUGUUGUUCAAAUAAAUCUUGGCCAAAAUUUACCUACAUUGCAAAAAACAUUAUUUGGCUGGGUGGUUUCUGGAAGAUACCAGUCCAAGCACUAUACGCCUUCAAAGUCAUGUCUGCUAUUUCGCGAAGACUCUAUUGACGCAAACAUGCAACGCCUUUGGGAGCUCGAAACUGUUGACUGCAAACCCAACCCUAUUUCAUCUGAUCAUCGCAUUUGUGAACGUCAUUUUAUAGCCACAACACAUCAAGAUACUACUGGACGCAUAAUUGUGAGGCUGCCAUUUAAGGACAAUCCAGCUGCACUUGGAGCCUCAUACGACAUCGCUCGUCGCCGAUUCCUAGCAAUAGAACGCCGUCUGUCGCAUUCGCCAGACACUUAUUCCCAGUACGUCUCGUUCAUGGAAGAAUACGAACGUCUUGGUCACAUGUCUGUAGUAAAAGCGCCGAAAUUAGAUGAACCACACUAUUACAUUCCACAUCACUGCGUACUGAAACCUACACGCGCAUCAACAAAGUUACGAGUAGUGUUUGAUGCCUCUUGCCAAACUACGACACAAACAUCGCUAAAUGACUUACUUUUAGUCGGACCAACUAUCCAAACAGAGCUGUACAUGUUGCUUCUGCGCUUCCGUUUAUAUCGUUACGCUAUCACCGCAGAUGUCACUAAAAUGUACAGGCCACCUCACUUCGGCGGCCUUUGGGAAGCUGCGGUGAAGAGCGCGAAAGGGUUGUUAAAUCGCACAUUGGCAAACACUAAAUUGACAUUCGAAGAGUUAAGCACCGUUGCUGUAGAAGUAGAAGCCAUUCUUAAUUCACGUCCACUAUGUUCAAUAUCAUCAGAUCCCAACGACUUUGGUUCACUGACAGCUGGUCAUUUUUUGGUCGGUGAUUCUUUGCGUGGCUUGCCUGAGCGCUCACUGGAGCUGAAGACCGUCUCACACGUUGAUCGCUACAACACAAUCACUGCCAUCAAACAAAGUUUUUGGCGUCGCUGGUCUGUGGAUUAUAUAAACGAACUACGAGCCCGAGUAAAGUGGACAACACCUUCACCUAAUCUCACUAAGGGUGCUUUAGUGAUCAUACAUGAUGACAAUCUGCCACCGCAACGUUGGAGAUUAGGUCGGGUCGAAUCAACCGUGCUUGGACGAGAUGGCCAUGUUAGAGUGGUGAAUCUCCGAACUGCCAAUGGAACUCUUUGUAGGCCGAUACAUAAAUUAGCCAUUCUUCCAAUUUCUUGA
Molecule: messenger RNA, 2949 nt
Organism: Bactrocera neohumeralis
Lineage: Eukaryota; Metazoa; Arthropoda; Insecta; Diptera; Tephritidae
Exons: 2
Coding region: 1-2949 (982 amino acids)
Source: RefSeq, a predicted model, not a curated record